Molecule: messenger RNA, 2037 nt
Organism: Kockovaella imperatae
Lineage: Eukaryota; Fungi; Basidiomycota; Tremellomycetes; Tremellales; Cuniculitremaceae
Exons: 1
Coding region: 262-1704 (480 amino acids)
Source: RefSeq, a predicted model, not a curated record
GGUCUGAUGCGUCUCGAUCAGACUUCCACUCCGGUCCUAGGACCAACAGGGCUGGGUCUAUAAAGUCCACCACUAGUGCGGAGACGAAUACUUCAAGCUUGACAGGAGGCGCAAAGAAACGCGUCGAGCCCAUGUUCAAUUUGACGAUACACAAUGUCAUGCAACCCACGGUCGUCACUGACGCUGCGACAGACGCAAAGGUGGCAAAAGUGAGAGAACUCGGCAUUCCCCGUAUUCAGGCUGAUCAUUUCGGCACAGUUCAUGAAGCGCUCGGUGGACAUUCUCGGGGUAGGCACUGUGGAACCAACCGAAAUUUGGUCGCCUGUCCCUCGAGAGGGACUACAACGCCCUCUAUCAGCCACUGGGGGUUUGCACUCCGAUAUCGAUUCAAGCGGAUCUGCUCAGAUUGCUACACUUCAGAAGCGCUCACCAGCGGCCGAACAUCAAGGCGAAGCGGAGAGAGGGUCGGUCACUGCUUCGGGAUCUCUCAGACAGAGUCUAGAUUCCGCUUCGCUCUCCAUCGAUACGCGACGUCAAGAGCGCACAUCGCGUAACUUUUUAGGCCGAAUCUUCAAGAAGCGAGGAGGAGAUCAGGAAGUCGUGACAUCACCUGGUGUGGAUUCCAAAAACUGCAAAGCGGAAGAUAUCAGUUCUAACCGCUCAGCCAAAAAACGGGCUCCUCGAUCUCUGUCGCCGAAUCCAGCCGUUAUGAUCCAGCCUACACUCAGUGAUGCUUCUAAGGAUGAGUCGGUUCAUCUACCGGUAUCCAUCGGCCAGCCAACAUUUGGAACGACUCCUUCUAUCCAAUCAGCAGAUCGAGCUUGCGCGAUCGUGACCGAGUCCGGAGCGGUUGGCGGUCUUACAUCGUUGGCCUUGCCGCCGCCCAUAGAUUCUCGUGCCCCUAAUGGGAAGAAUGUGGGUGGUACGCAGUACUUUUCAUUGUGCCAAUCAUCUCGGCCAGUCGGAUAUUCUUGGAAAAUCAGCAAAUGGUCCAAGAAGCGCUUGGAAAAGUGGAUUCGGCAGCUGGGUGGAUCAGGAGGAAAUACACUCUUGCAGACUGCUGAAGGCGGAGUCGUGUUUGAAUGGGUGAAACUCAGAAUGCCGCAGGACGCGCUGAAUGGCGCAUUGAGCAGGAAGCUGGCGCAAGCUGGAGCGCAGCCGACCGUUGUCAUUGGUAAUCAGCCAGGCUCAAAUCGCAAAACCCCUACCGCUCCCCUCACGCCUUCCUUCUCGCUAGAUGCAGAGACAAGGGAGGCAGCCUCUGUUUCGCCGAGCGAAGUGGAGGAUGAUGCCGGCAGUCAUACUUCACGGUCCAACUCUCACGUUGGAUCUGCCUCAAUAGAUCAACCCGACGGCUCCCUCUCCGACCACACGAUCGACAGUGGGGACGAGUCCGAACCAGAGGACUCUGAGACUCCAUGGACGUGCUCAGUAUGGAUAAAGCGCACUGGUCUCAGAAUCCCGUUGGCGACGUUGACUCCCGCCCCUCAUCAUCCCAAAGUCAUUGGCGUCCUGAAAAUUCCUACAGAGCUCGAUCUUGUCAGAUUGGGUUUUGGUGCAGACGCUGUUGAGAGACGAUCCCUCGAAGCCAUUGGCCUGUCUGAAGAGAAUGUCAAGGAUGUUGUUUGCGUGACGGCCAUGUGGCUCGUUGCCAGAGAAGAGUUUGGAGGUUUGGGGAAGAAGAGGAGAGGCUCCAAGAUUUGAGAGCUCUGGGGCUUUUUUGACUGCUUUGUACAAAUUAUUACACUCACAUCACCCAUAAUUAUUUGUAUCGCAUAUUCUCUCAUCAUCACUUGUCGAAUGAUCAUGCAGUCAUGCAGAGGAUCUGUGCCGCAGCUUCAAGGAGCGGCAUGAGCUUGCAGAGAGCUGCUUUGGAACGCAUCUUUCAAACAAGAUCUCCGAAAUACAUGCAUUCUACCGCCAGAAUGAAGACACCGAUUCCCGUCAUAAAGACCCUGUCCGAGCUCAGACAUUGGAGGCAAGCGGCGCGAAUGGCAAACAACGAUGUAGCGAUUGUACCAACGGUACGCAUGACCA